Diceros bicornis minor is the source of this 2892-nucleotide messenger RNA. RefSeq names its product clathrin binding box of aftiphilin containing 1 (gene CLBA1). Gene Ontology annotation, cellular component: AP-1 adaptor complex; trans-Golgi network membrane. Bases 1 to 2325 code for a protein of 774 amino acids. NCBI's taxonomy places the organism in Eukaryota, Metazoa, Chordata, Mammalia, Perissodactyla, Rhinocerotidae. The transcript is spliced from 8 exons. The record is from RefSeq and is a predicted model, not a curated record. Gene Ontology annotation, molecular function: clathrin binding. Gene Ontology annotation, biological process: intracellular transport.
AUGACUCAUGCUCGGCAGUUCCCGUUAGCCAGGCUGCAGCCGGGCAGCCUUCCAGCAGCGGGCCUGGCGCCCUCCUUCACUCACCACAAGGACUUGGGUCUAAGGACCCUAGAGGAGCAGGACACGAAGGUGUUCCCCAGGGUGGCGGACCCCUCCCUACCGCUCAUCAGGUGGCAGCAGGAGGGGCUGGUUGUCCAUGGCCCAGACUGGCCCUGCUCUGCCUCGGGGCUGGCUGGUGACCAGGCCGAGAAUCAGGGCACUACGACGGAAGGGGUGGCGCCCCUCCUCCUGCCCGCAGACAGCGGACCCUCACCCGCCCACACGUUAGGAAGGCCUAGGUUCUGGGGAUUCAGGGGGCAGGCAGGGCGGCCGGGGCGGAGAGCAGCAGCUGCCGCGUGUGGGUUGGCGUGUGAUGAUGGGGUAGCACGGCACCUGCGCAUCCCCGGCCGGGGGGCAGCGCAGGGUGUCCGCUCCACGUGGGGCUGCGACACGACGGCCCGUACAAUCAAAUACGAGCCUCUCUUCACGCCACAUCCGGGAGGCGCAGAGGAAGAGCCCCGCCCACGCCCAGCCAGCUUGCCCGCUGCUCCCUCGGCCCUCGACUGCGCAUGUGCGCGGCGGGGGCCCGGCGAUGCCACGCCCCCUGGCGCCGGCGCACUGACGUCACGACAGCGAGCGCCGGAAGCGCGGGCCGAGAGGACGCGGAGCCCCAGGCUGCGCCCGCGCGGAGGCGGCGGCGCGGGGAGGUGUGCGCGGACCCCAGCUGGGCGCCCAGGCCCGAACGCUCCCAGCCCGCCCCUCGGGAGCCGCAGGCCGCAGGCCUUUCUCGAGGGCCGCAGCCGCCGCCUCGGACCCGGCCCGGGCUGCCGUGCGGCCCGCCCCGCGAGGGGACCACCCCGACCCCACUGUCGGGACUUCUGGGCGCCGCCCUCCCCGGGCGCCCGGACUCUCCGCGUCUGGCCAGACUGGGCCUCCGGACCCCUGCCCACCCGGCCCGGGCAGGACCCCGCAGCGCGCCCACCUUCCCAGGCCGAUCCGACCCCGCAGCACCUUAGUCUCCAGGACACACCCCUGUGCUGGACUGGUCGUCAGCGUGGAGGAGGAAGCUGGUCAGCGGCCAGGUCACUUCCCUUGGGUGACCAGGCUGCGGACGUUGUUUGUGUGCGUUCCACAGCGACACUGGACCCACACCAGGCCAUUCACACUCCCGAGGAAGCCACGGGCAGCUACUGGGCAGCGGCGAGCAGGCGGCCCCCACCCCCAGCACAGCAGUGUGUAUGUCUCCUGAGCAUCUUCCCGUCGCUUCUAUGCGGGCCUGGCGGCUCCAGCAUGCAAGGCCAGCCGGAGCUGGGGGGAGCGCCUGGCCGGGUGCCCGCUGUCAGCGGGUCUCUGAGUGACCUCUCAGAGGGAGCAGGCGAUGUUUCCCUCCACCACGCUUCUAAAGGCAGCGGUGCAAGUGAGGCAUUGGUGACACAGAGUGGUGAUGACGUGGAGUGGGAUGGGGAUGCCAGGAUCUCUGGGCGCAGUGAGGGCUUUUCUACCUGCACCACCAGUGGUCUGGACCCAGGGGAACACAGCAGUGCCUGGGGGGAGUUUGAAGGCUUUCGGGAAUCUUCAGCCAAGUCUGAACAAUUCUCUCAGCCCUCUGAACUCCGGGAGAGGCCCAUGGAACCUAAGCCACUGAGAACCACUUCUGCCCAAAAGGAGCGACGUUCUUGCCAGCUUCACCAGAGUGGACCCCAGGUGACAGGAACGGCCGCCUCACCCUCUGAGCCCAGUCUCAGCUACGAGAACGUUUUUAGGUUUGCUUUUCAAGAAGUACCAGUCAAGCAGGCAACUGAAGAUGUUUUCACCUUAGACCAUUUCUUAGAAAUAAGCAGUGAAGAAAAACCUGGACUUGCAUCUGUACAUAAAUUGCGUUCUGAAUCUAGAAAACUCUGGAGAGCUCUUCAGAGUGCAGAUACCACGUUGGCUUCCCGAGGCCUCUGGAGCGAGUCCCGUUGCCAGGAAAACUUCUUUCUCGUUCUCGGAAUAGAUGCUGCUCAGAAGACCCUUCCUGGAGGCCAGGGUCAUGCUGUGGAAGGCUCAGACCUCAAGGAGCCUGAAGAACUCGGUGUGCGCAGCUUCCGUCUACACCACUGCAGAGCCCUGAUCCAGACCAAGCUCUCAGGGACGCCCGGCGGCAGACAGGGGAGCCUGAUCACAUACAGCCUGUUUCUGAAGACCCCCUUCCGUGGAAACGCGCAGCACAUCACAGUUCCAAGGAAAAAGAUUUUCACUCCACGUAACCUAAAAAUGACACUGUUUAAUAGUGAUGUUUGCUAAAACAGGAGUUCUUUGUAUCUUUCUGAGGAAUUUUACAUUUUCUUACCGGUUUGGUUUGGUACUGGAAACCAGAACUGUUUUGUGGAGGUGUUUCCCAAAUCCCGAGUCAGUUUCCCAGGACGCACUGUGGAAACCCGUCCUGCACCCACCAGCCGGUUUUGGGGUCUCAUCAGGUCAGAUGGAGGCUGUGACCUUCAGCAGAGCCCGUCCUCACCAAGAAGGGGGCACCCUGUGAGGACCCCAGGCCUGGUUUCCCGUGCUGCACUGCCUGGGGGCCUCGCUCAGGUGGGGGCCGUCACUGGGGACAGCUGUGUGCGCCCCGUCACACCUCGUCCCCACUGGUUUCCAGUGCAAGGGGCUGAGGGCACACGUGAGGGGCUGAGUGUGCUGUUCUGAGCACUCGCCUACCCAGUGCCCACCCAGCGUCCUCUCCGCAUACCCUCCUCGGCUGAGGCCCACUAGCUCUCCCUGGUUACGGGCUGAGGAAACCCCCUCCCGAUGGCAGAGCCGAGCAGUGGGCACUGACUUUUAUAAAAUUUUAUGAAAUAAAAGAGCCGUAUAAGCCUG